Messenger RNA from Cladophialophora bantiana CBS 173.52, 1326 nucleotides. RefSeq lists its product as uncharacterized. The transcript has 4 exons. NCBI's taxonomy places the organism in Eukaryota, Fungi, Ascomycota, Eurotiomycetes, Chaetothyriales, Herpotrichiellaceae. Gene Ontology annotation, biological process: regulation of transcription by RNA polymerase II. Bases 1 to 1326 code for a protein of 441 amino acids. Gene Ontology annotation, cellular component: nucleus. Gene Ontology annotation, molecular function: RNA polymerase II transcription regulatory region sequence-specific DNA binding; DNA-binding transcription factor activity, RNA polymerase II-specific. The record is from RefSeq and is a predicted model, not a curated record.
AUGAAGAUCAAAUGCACCUACGAAGAUUGCCACCAGCACUUCAACACCAAGGAGGCCAUGAUUCAACACAAGGAGGUAGCGAUCUAUCACUCGUACUGCAAGCGAUGCGACGUCGACUGUGAAAAUGACAUGUUCUUUUUCAUCCAUCAGCUUGGAAGCCCAGCCCACAUCUGCUGUCCGAUUUGUGGGAAGGAGUUCAAGAGCACGAUUACCAGAGACAAUCAUGUGGAAAGUCAACAUCGUUCUGCUCAGAACAUUGGAUGUGCUGGUUGCGGAGAGAUGUGUCGAUCGGCCGCGGCACUGAUACGGCACAUCGAACAGGACGAAUGCAAAGUCAUUCGGCUGACGGAUUUUCAGAUGCAGCGAGCCGAACGCCAGAUCCAGAAAGACGCAUGGAAGGCGGAAACAGAUCCAUUUAUUGUCAAUCAAUCGACCUGCGACGAGAAGAGUGCCACCAACAACGGUUGGCCCGACCUAUUGAGUGGUAUGACAGCCCAUGAGUCUGGGAGAUCGCUCAGCAACACCCUCAGCGGCCCAAUCUCGACUGCAUCGCACGAACAAUUUCCACCACUCUCAAAAUCUCAAGCCUCGAAGAUGGCCAAUCUCAAUUCUGGUUCACAGCAAGCUGGUCUUGGGGUUAGAACCUUUCGUAACUUCGUCGACCUCGACCCCCCUGUUGAAAAAGCUAUUUCGAGCUUACACAUCUCCCAGCCGGCAUGGGACAUACCACCAAAAGGUGGUUCAUCACAAGGCAGUGCCAACACUAACACUGGAAUGGUCACGGGAUGGCUUAAGGCGGUCACGGGCGCGGCUGAACUACCAUCUGAUGACGCGAGCGAGGUUGCCUCAAUGUACGACAGAAAGGCGCCGUCAUCCGAGGACACUGAGCAAAUCCCACCAACUUCAUGGGCAAAGGCGAAUCCGAAUGCUCCUCGUCAACAUAUCGUCCAACUGCCUGCUCACUCCAUCGUUUCGACGAAUGCUCAAUUCGAGAUCGAAAAGUAUUGGGAUGCCAUCCGCCAAGUGUAUUCUUGUCCCACCAUCAAGUGCAAACGUCAAUUCAAGACGCCCGCCCAAUUUAGAGAGCACCUGCUGUCCUCAUCACACAUUGGUGGUCAGGUCACCUGUCCCUUGUGCUUGAAGUUGUUUGCGACCACCUCAGCUUGGGUGGCCCAUACCGAGUCUGCAAGUAAGCGUUGUGAUAUCCGCAACAGUGCCAACUUCAAUCAGAUUAUGCGAGAAAUCACCGGUGGAGUCCUGGGAACACGCGGAUACAAUGACAACGGCACGGUCAAGUUCGUGGCACCAAAGAUUGAAGAUUGGUGA